GUCUCGAUCACAAAACUAAUUAUAUUUUAUUCGUAGGGUAAGGCGGUAAUAAAGCAAAAUGCAAACCGAUAUCUGCUCAACACAAGUUGAUGCAAACAGCCCAGCACUUCUAUAUACUCCGUUCUUUCCUACUUCUCCCAGCAACUCGUACGAAGGAAAGUUUGUUCAAAAGUGCGCCGGAUGCCACCAAGUAAUACUGGAUCGUUCAUAUUUAUUCGUGGAGGACAGUUACUGGCACAUGGGAUGUCUCAAAUGCUGCGCAUGCGCACAACCUCUCGAUAAUUCCCGAACAUGCUUUGUGAAAGACACAAGGGUGUAUUGUCGCAACGAUUACAAAAGGUUAUUCGGAUCACAAUUAUGCACUCACUGCGGUGUGUUUAUUGAACCUCACGAACUCGUGAUGCGGGUUCACGAUCGUGUGUAUCACGCCAACUACAAAUGCUUUUCAUGCUGUUCAUGCCAACGACCUUUCACGACGGGCCAGGAAUUCGUUGAGGUUGCUCCGAACCUCGUGUGCAUGGAUUGCUGCGAGAGAGAGUCGUCUUCCGAGUACUUUGACAUCAACCUCCACAAACCGGGUAGACCAAAAAAGAGAAAGGCAAUCAUGACGUCAUCACACCUGGAUUCGAUCGGAGGAAUGGCUGUCAAUUACGUCACAGAGGAGAUCCGCAGCGACACCGAGCGGAUGAAUUUUCCGCCCCAUAAAUCGAAGCGCAUGCGCACAAGCUUCAAGCAUCACCAACUACGAGCAAUGAAAGCUUACUUCCACCAAAAUCACAACCCAGAUGCGAAGGAUUUAAAGCAGUUGGCUCAAGAAACUGGACUGACAAAGAGAGUUUUACAGGUUUGGUUUCAGAAUGCUCGAGCAAAGUACCGACGAGGUCGAGCCCAGAACAAAACAACUAACCAGAGUUUCACCAAAGGUAGUGGUAGUGACGUCACGAAGUCUGAAAAUGACGUCACCACUCAACAAGAUUCCAACUGCUCUGAUUCGAUAACUUCGAGCAUUGGGACUUCCCCGGGCUCGGACGCAUACCUUUAUGACGUCACAAGUAGCUGUGAUGACGUGACAGACACCCGCUCCCCUAAUUUCCCCAACACACAACCACCAACGGCGCAAGUGAGCCCUAUCUACCCCCAACCCCCUUACUCGGAUGCCCAGUAUAUAGGCUCUAUGACAUCACUAUCCACCAUAUCAACUACGUCAGCAUUGUCAUCCACGCUUGAAUCGGUCCAGUCAGCUAUGACCUCGCCAUGCAGUUUAUAAAUCAUAUUUAUUCACCCUGUGACGUCGAUUUUACGUCACAGCAGGGUUGUUCUAUGGCAUUACUUUGACGUCACAGACACACGAUCUUAAAGGGGUUGUUAAUUGAUCGAUGUUACGUCACUGCCUACGUCAUCACCACACUGUUCUGUAGCCAUGUUCCGUUGUACUUUCGCUAUUAUUACGUCACAGUGUUUACUAUGCCGUCCACGUUCUUGUUUUUAUAUUUCUAUUGUCGUCCAAUCUGUCGCACGACACAUGACGUCAUCACCACCUGUUAAACACGAAUAAAAAAACACUGGAUGUCGGUAGA
This is a messenger RNA of Ciona intestinalis (vase tunicate), 1577 nucleotides long. Its product is annotated as LIM/homeobox protein Lhx9. NCBI's taxonomy places the organism in Eukaryota, Metazoa, Chordata, Ascidiacea, Phlebobranchia, Cionidae. The record is from RefSeq and is a predicted model, not a curated record. Gene Ontology annotation, biological process: regulation of transcription by RNA polymerase II; neuron differentiation. Gene Ontology annotation, cellular component: nucleus. Gene Ontology annotation, molecular function: RNA polymerase II transcription regulatory region sequence-specific DNA binding; DNA-binding transcription factor activity, RNA polymerase II-specific.